AAAAAGAAAAAUGAGAAAAAAAAAACUAAAAGUACAAAAUAAUAUGUAGAUAGAAACGGACUCAAAAUGCGUGCCAUUUUCUCAGGUUCCCGAUUUGCACUAAAAUUUGGGUGGAACACAACUUCAAAGGGUAACCUGAGCCUGAGGAGAUUCCGUUUGUGUGCAAGUGCAAUGGACGCAGCAGCAACAGUAGGUAGGGUUUCCAAUGGCGGCGGCGUAGUUCGCUUCCCGUUAUCUGCAUCGAGCGCUUUAUUCAUGCAGAAAGGAGACAUCACCAAAUGGUCCAUCGAUGGUUCCACCGACGCAAUUGUAAAUCCUGCUAACGAGAGAAUGCUUGGUGGUGGUGGUGCUGAUGGAGCUAUACAUAGAGCUGCAGGCCCACAACUUGUUGAAGCAUGCCGCACUGUACCUGAAAUUAGGCCUGGAGUUCGGUGCCCCACAGGGGAAGCCAGGAUCACACCUGGUUUUAUGCUGCCUGCUUCUCAUGUUAUUCACACUGUUGGCCCAAUAUACAGUGCUGAUAUUAAUCCUGCUGCCUCUCUGGCAAGUGCUUACAGGAAUACUUUGAUGGUUGCGAAAGAAAACAACAUUCAGUAUAUAGCAUUCCCAGCCAUAUCAUGUGGUGUCUAUGGAUACCCUUAUGAUGAAGCUGCUACAGUGGCAAUUUCUACCAUCAAAGAAUUUCCAAAUGACUUUAAGGAGGUCCACUUUGUUCUAUUCUCCCCUGAUAUUUAUGACAUUUGGUCAAACAAGGUGGAGGAGUUGUUGAAAGAUUAAUAUGCUGACGCAUUAAGGAGCUUCUGGUAUGGGAUAAUGCGGUGUGGAAGUCUGGUUUGUGCAGUAUAUGGAAUAUUAUGCAGCAAUUUUGUUUUUUUUCUUCAGAUCCGUGUGUUGCUACGGUCUAAGGAUAAAUGAGAUCUAUGGUGUGUGUGUGGUUGGGCGGGGGGUUAUGAUGGGUUGUGGACUAAUUUUUAUGUGUAGCUGAGGGUGUAUAGUUGCAAUUUUUUUAAGGGUACUGUGCUUUGAAAAUAUUCUGUACUCGUUGUUAAACAGAGUUACGAAAUUCUGUUUUUCCUUUAAAAAAAAUGUUUUAAAUUAGGGUAUAGAUUUAUUAUUACUUUCCAAAAAA
This is a messenger RNA of Glycine soja, 1129 nucleotides long. RefSeq names its product macro domain-containing protein XCC3184. The record is from RefSeq and is a predicted model, not a curated record. The transcript is spliced from 8 exons. NCBI's taxonomy places the organism in Eukaryota, Viridiplantae, Streptophyta, Magnoliopsida, Fabales, Fabaceae. The coding region runs from base 67 to 777 and encodes 236 amino acids.